Messenger RNA from Cladocopium goreaui, 2460 nucleotides. The record is from the annotation of a GenBank genome assembly. NCBI's taxonomy places the organism in Eukaryota, Dinophyceae, Suessiales, Symbiodiniaceae.
AUGGUGGUCUGCUCUGUACCACCAGAGCACGUGCCGCGGCACAGCAAAGCCGCCAAGGCCCAGUUGCAUGUGAAGCAGAUGGUCUAUGAACGCAUCGAGAUGUUGCGCUUGAAACGUUUGGACGUUCUCCGGGCCAAAUUGCAGGAGGCCGCCAUCGUUGUCCUACAAAGGAACUGGCGGCGUCAUGUGGAUGCCCAGAAUGCCAUCGACGAGCGAAAGGAGAAAGGUGAUGCUGACAAGCGCACCACCACCAUGUUGGUGGCCUUGCUGGAAGGCGCUUCAGCCUUGCGGCACUUCAUCCACCCCUGGUGGCGGCAUCUUCCACCGCAAGUCCAGGCCAUCCUGAAGGAAUUGAAGGGGCCUUUGCAGAGAAGCAUUGCCCUGCUGCCAGUGACCGGGAAGUUAGGUUCCGAAGAGCUGGGCCGGCGGGGCCUCAACGUGGCCAGCAUGGAACAUCUGCAGGGGGUUCAGGCAUCGAAGGAUCCUGAUCUUGCAAGCCACUUGCUGCUGCAGGUCAGCAGGCACCUGCUGUCGCAUGUGCCGGCAGAACUCUUCCCAGAGACCAUCAAGUGGGCUUGCUACGCCAUAGGGCAUCAGGCCAUCAAGUUGCACCAGACAGAUGGCUACUACCCACAGGAGAUCAUUCCAGUGGGAAAAGAUAUGCCCCCUCAUCCGCAUGACAAGCUUCAUUGCCUCUUCAAGGAGAUGGACAUUUACAAAACCCGCACCGAUUCCAUGAUGACCUUCCCCGAAGAGUCCAUGCCUAUGCUGACCUUAACCGGGAUGCCCUCGCACCAUCGCCACGUCUUCCUGACCGCUGAAGUGCUGGUGACCAUGAGGCAAGCCUUGGAUUCCCCGGCCAUCUCCACGGACGAUCACCUGAAGUUUCAAGGAUUGGAUGCCUCUGCUGGUGCUCAACUCAUGGAGGUGUUGGGUGCGGAGAUUGAACAUCGCCUGCCCUUGGAUUGGCCCAACCAACAUGGCACAGUGGCAGCGCUGGCGCAACAACUGGGCUCACAUGUCAUGGAAGUCAAGAAGGAGCCUUUGAGUGAGAAUAAGGAGGAGAAGAAGACGUAUGCGAAGGGUGAAGAGAAACCCAACUCCCUCUCCAUCUUCAAUCGAGCGGCAGUGAUGCGCGUCAUUCAGCAGGUUGGAUACCUCAUGCGGGAUCAGUACAAGAUCAUGGAUUCCGUGCUGGGCUUGCAGGAUGAAGAGAGCACCAAGAAGGGCGAAGGCGUACGCCAGGGCCGCUUCGUGCUGAUGACGGAUCGACUCUUUGACAUGGCGGACCGGGCGCCCCACGACCAUUGUUCUUUCGUUCUGGCCGUGGUGCUGUUCCACAUGAUCAUUCGUGCCUUGGUGCUGCGGCUCCUGUAUCAUCGGGCGGCCAUUAGCCUGCAGAAGAGGUACAGAUACCUGAAAAAGAAGAAGAAGUCGCGCAACGCGGUGGCACCGGCCAUUUGUAUCCAGCGCUUCUGGCGUGGUCUGCGCACAGGGCUGCAGAUCACCCGCAUGGAGCUGGCGGUGGAGAAGAUCCAGCAUAGCUACAGGGCAUAUCGCUGGAAUAGCCGCAACGCCAAAUUCCUGAAGGCCACUUUGCACCUGCAGCGUGUUUGGCAAGGGGCCCUGACGCGACAAUGGAUUCGACGCUUGAACGAAUCGGCCAUUGACAUCCAGAGGUAUGCCCGUGGCCUCUUGGUGCGGGUGUCCCUGGACCGCUUCGGCCGGGAACUGCUUCGCAAGAGCCAGACAGAUCUCACGCAGCUCAUGAAACGACGCGAGGAGCUGGGGGAAGAUGAGUAUCUCGCCCAAGCUUCAGCCAUCGCGGAGAAGGCUAAAAUCAGCUUGAGCAAGCAUCGGGACCGGAACGUGGACCUGCGGCGCAACGGCGCGUCGACUUUGAAGUCCAAGCAGGCUCGCAUCCUGGACAAGCGGAAGAAGAUCAAGAUGAAGGGCUCCCUGCAGCCAGUCAGGAUCUCCAUCUUCGAGACCUUCUGUGCAGUUGCACGACGCACCGCUCAGAGUCAGCAGAACGCUAGGUUCGGCUGCAUCCACUCCGGUGUCUUGACGGAGGUGCGAAAGUGCCACCGCAGACUCAACAGGACCAUGCCCAAUGAUGAUUACGCCAAAGAUCCCAAGAUGCGCACGGCCAUGCACGCUGCGGCCAAGCGGGGUCACGCGGCGAUGUUUGUGCAGCGCAACACCAAGAACUGUGAGGUGACAGCAUCGAAGCGAUGCCUUUUGGCAGACGACGAAUUCGAGAAUUGGAUGAAACAGCAAUUUCAGGUCGCGUAGCCGCUUAUCACCACGUUGGCACUCAUGAAGCCCGGUUUGACCUCGCUCCAAGAGCCAGGUUUGAAGCCCUGGGCCGUGCAUGUGGUCCCUGAGAUCCUUUGGCUUCCGCAGGUUUGAACAUCUAAUUCACCAAGACCGAGCAUGCUUCGACUUUGGAGAUGAUCA